AUGCACCGCCAAUGUGCCGGGCUUCCUCAGGCGCUGAAGUCCGCUCUGGAGCGAGGCUCUCCUGCCGAGCUUUUAGAGGAUCUCGGUACCGCAGUCCGGAAAGUAACGUCACGAUUCUUUGCCGGAUCCGAGGAGGAGCUGGAAAACGUGCCGACCUGUACAGGGCAAAGCGAGAGCACUUCGCCCCGAGAAGGGGGAUUGAAUCUCGACGAUGAAGCUGCAUCGACUGCAGAGCCUGAGUGGAUCUUGCGAAAGUCGGAGCAGAUGACUAAGUACAUGUUCCUUGACGAAGGCAGCGAGAAAGGAACGGUGAAAAUCUAUGUCAAGGCGGAAGAGCUGCAGAUCGAUCAGUUUGCCGAUGCCUACGCUUCUUUCCAGGAGCGGCGGUUGUCGCUUUACUUGCUUGGCCCUGGUGGCCGAGUUUGGCGCCUCUCAGGGCGUUUGUUUGGCCCCGUGCAGGCAAAGGAGUGCAAGUGCUCCCUAUCUGCAAGCGGCCACAAGGUGUCCGUGACUUUGCGGAAGUCCAGCACUUCCGAUCAGUGGCAUCGCUUGAUCGAAGACCCAGGCAAAGAGCAGCUGGACAAGUCACAAGACUUCAUCUGA
Symbiodinium sp. CCMP2592 is the source of this 603-nucleotide messenger RNA. NCBI's taxonomy places the organism in Eukaryota, Dinophyceae, Suessiales, Symbiodiniaceae. The record is from the annotation of a GenBank genome assembly.